Molecule: messenger RNA, 1194 nt
Organism: Nipponia nippon (crested ibis)
Lineage: Eukaryota; Metazoa; Chordata; Aves; Pelecaniformes; Threskiornithidae
Source: RefSeq, a predicted model, not a curated record
AUGGCUGCCCCGAGCCAGCCCCACCAGGCCACCUACGAUGCCAUCGUCAUUGGAGCUGGCAUCCAGGGCUCCUUCGCCGCAUACCACCUGGCCCAGCGCCACAGGGACACCCUCCUGCUGGAGCAGUUCCUCCUGCCCCACUCGCGGGGCAGUUCUCACGGGCAGAGCCGCAUCAUCCGCAGUGCCUAUCCCCGGGCGCCCUACACCUGCAUGAUGCCUGACAGCUUCCGCCUCUGGAAGCGGCUGGAGGCUGAGGCGGCCCCCAGCCUCUACAGGUGGACAGGGCUGGUGGUGCUGGGGCCAGUGGGCAACCCGGAGCUGGAGGGUUGCCGGCGCAGCCUGGGUGCCAACCAGGUCCUCGACGCCACGGUGCUGGCCCAGCAUUUCCCCGGCCUCCGGCUCCAUGCCGGUGAGGUGGCCGUGUGGGAUGGCACCGGCGGGGUGCUCUUCGCUGACCGGGCGCUGCGGGCGGUGCAGGAUGUCUUUUGCCGGCACGGGGGCACCCUGCGGGAUGGGGAGAAGGUGCUGCGCAUUGAACCCGGGGCUGUCCUCACCGUCACCACCACUGCUGGGGUUUACCGAGCCCCCCGGCUCAUCAUCACAGCCGGAGCCUGGACUGGUGCUCUCGUGGCACAACUGGGUCUCUGCCUGCCACUGAAGACCCUGCGCAUCAAUGUCUGCUACUGGAGGGAGAAAGAGCUGGGGAGACCCAGCCCCAGUAGAGCCAGUCCCUGCUUCAUGGCCCUGGGGCUGAGCCGAGCCCCUCACGGCAUCUACGGGCUGCCUGCCCUCGAGUACCCAGGGCUGGUCAAGGUGUGCUACCACCAUGGCAGCCUUGCUGAUCCUGAGGAGCGGGACCAGACCUCCCUAGGUGCCCCCCGCCCUGACAUCGCCCUCCUGAGCAGCUUCAUCAGCAACUACCUGCCCGGGCUGGAUCCCUGGCCAGCCGUGGUGGAGACCUGCCUCUACACGAACACCCCGGAUGAAGACUUCAUCCUGGACCGGCACCCCAAAUUCAGCAACAUCGCCCCCAGCACACCAGACCACCCUCUCCUCCCUGCAGGCCAUGGGUUCAAGCUGGCGCCGGUGGUGGGGAAGCUGCUGUGCGAGCUGAGCCUGGGCGAGGAGCCGUCCCACAGCAUGGCCCCCUUUGCCAUUACCCGCUUCCCUAGCGUGCUCCAGGCUGCGCUGUAG